Messenger RNA from Plodia interpunctella (Indianmeal moth), 2400 nucleotides. RefSeq names its product separation anxiety (gene san). The transcript is spliced from 3 exons. NCBI's taxonomy places the organism in Eukaryota, Metazoa, Arthropoda, Insecta, Lepidoptera, Pyralidae. The record is from RefSeq and is a predicted model, not a curated record. Gene Ontology annotation, biological process: mitotic sister chromatid cohesion. Gene Ontology annotation, molecular function: N-acetyltransferase activity. Gene Ontology annotation, cellular component: NatA complex. Bases 130 to 657 code for a protein of 175 amino acids.
GUCAGUGAAAAUGCGAAACGAGCGACCACUAGUGGCAGAUGGCGGGAGUGAUCUCGUGUGAUAUAACUGUGUUAGAUGGUUAGAUUAGUUUUUAAAUUGUAGUGUAUAAUAAAUAGAAUAGUUAUUAAAAUGACUAGAGCUAAAAUAGAACUCGGGGACGUGACGCCGCAUAAUAUAAAGCAACUGAAAAAGUUAAACACAGUCGUAUUUCCAGUGUCUUACAAUGACAAAUUUUACAAAGACGUAUUGGAGGCUGGUGAAUUGGCGAAGUUGGCGUAUUAUAAUGAUAUUGUGGUGGGAGCGGUGUGCUGCAGGAUAGACACGUCGGAGAACUCUCGGAGACUGUAUAUAAUGACUUUGGGUUGCUUGUACCCGUACAGAAGACUGGGCAUUGGUACACUCAUGGUGGAACAUGUGCUCAAGUAUGUUGAACAGGAUGGAAAUUUUGACAGCAUUUUCUUACAUGUGCAAGUGAAUAAUGAGGGUGCAAUAGAUUUCUACAAAAAGUUUGGCUUUGAGAUUGUAGAGACAAAAGAACAUUACUAUAAGAGGAUAGAGCCAGCUGAUGCCCAUGUUUUACAGAAGACUAUCAGACAACCUGAAGCUCCAUUAGUCAACGGAACAGUGCCACACGCAAAAACAAAUGGGCAUGAUUGAGCUACACAAUAAACCCCACUAUGUACUCAUACAGAGCCUCAAAACGGUUGUAAUAGUGCAACAGGCAAGUGAUACAAUAUAAUGUUAAGAUAAGUCACUUGAAAUAUCCUUACAGAUUUAAGAAUUUUGCUUAGACUGUCAACUUUAUGUGAGGUAUGCAAGAAUAGGUGGGCAACAACUAAAUAAGAAAGAAACUCAGGCAAAAACAUGCGAGUUUUGGUUUCAUUGUGCCAAGUGGAUCAUCAACCGUUAGAUAACCAUCAGAAUAUCAUACAUAAAGUUGAAGGUCUAUAAGGGACAGGUAACAGUUGUGGUUGUGUAAGUCUGAGGCCAUAAUAAUUACUCGAAAUGACUGAUACUUUUCAUGAUUCAGGUAUUUCAUGUUGUACAGUACUUCCAUAAUAAAACUACAUGAAUGUUUUGUAUGCAUUCUCUUGUGUGUAUUGAUUAAUCUAGUACCUACUUGUACAGAAUGUGACACUAAGUUCUAAUAGCUGUGAAAUUUGUAAAUGAACUCUUUUUAUCAUUUAUAAGAUAAGAAUUAUGCUAGCUCUAGGCAUUCUUAUAACUAAUUGGAUGGCAUACAAAAUUAUAUAUGUCCAUUUUUUACUGUUCAAUCUUGUAUUUAAUGAAGUAGCUGUAAAGAUUUCGACUUUUUUAUCAUUUGAUGAUGACCAACAAACUUACCCUUUCCCACUAACUGACUCAUAAAUAUCAUUGUAACUUCAGCAAUAUUUAUAAGCUCUAAAAAUUCAACUUCAAAUUAGUUUGUAACAUAAAAAAAAGCUUAUUUUUUGCACCUAUCUUAUGAGAGUUUACUAUUCUGGUGUUCAAUAAUUUUAUAACUUUGUUGAUUUGGAAUAAAAAAAUUGUUUAUUGAUGAUUUUAGACAUGAUUGCUAAUGAAGAAAAGUUAUUAACUAUGAAUUUUAUCAUUUGUUGCACAUUUAUUUACACCACAUUUGGUUAGGUAUACACUACAUUUUGAACCCUCGCCGUUAGGUGGUAUUGCUUACAUUUAGUUACUGCAAAUAAAAUACUCAGUUGCAAUACAUGCGCUGGAAGCUUUUUAAAUAUAUUUUUUACUAUACUAUGAAUAGAAAUACCAAUUAAAUUGGUCCACUACAUUUGAUAUGCUAGAGGACUUGACGAGAAAUUAAAUAUAACAUUAAAAAGUUGAUUUUCUAAUUUCCUGAGCAAUUUUCUGUUUGAUAGAAUCUCCUGCAAAUUAUUUAAAUUUGAAAGGAAAUAGGAUUGUUAGUUGUUCUGAUGUUAUGGUCUGGCCAACAGAAAUAUGUAUAUAGAACUCUCUGGGUUUAAGUAUUUCAUCAUGUAAUGCUGUCAUCUACAAAUCACAAGGUGUUUAUUUUUGGGUGAAAUUCCAGUUUCAUGUGAAUAUGUAGCGUGAAUGCAAGAGAAGUAGUGAUGAACAUCAGUUCAUCACUACUUCUUUCGGAUUAGGAUCACCUAAUUACAUGAACCAGCUAUACACACUAUUUUUGGUUCAUAGUUUAAGGGUGUGCUGUUAUGGGCCAGUCAAAGAGGAAACUCGCUAUGCAUUUCAUAAUUAUUCAGGUGUAAGGUUUGUACAUAAAUGAGCAACAAUAAUAAAGUUUUUUUUUUACCAAAAAGUCAAUUAUCUUUUGUCACACUCACAUGAUAAUUUUUCUAAACCUUUCCUUUGUUAAAAUAUCAUGUUCACCGCAACUUUAGCAUUAGUAAAUAAAUAAUAAACACAAAUAAA